Messenger RNA from Cladophialophora psammophila CBS 110553, 594 nucleotides. RefSeq lists its product as uncharacterized. NCBI's taxonomy places the organism in Eukaryota, Fungi, Ascomycota, Eurotiomycetes, Chaetothyriales, Herpotrichiellaceae. The transcript has a single exon. The record is from RefSeq and is a predicted model, not a curated record. Bases 1 to 594 code for a protein of 197 amino acids.
AUGACUUCACAAACACGUCCUCCUACUGAAGCCCAAUUGGCCACAGAUCUGCCUGGAUUGACAGCAUACAUUACCGGCCACAAACCAUCCACAGGAGACACAACCAUUCAAGAGAAACGACCAGCAAAAUGGCGCUCGAUCGACAGCGGGGGCAUGACCUUCCACGAGGUCUUCACCACGUCUGAGUUUCCCGUCUCAAUGAACAACGAUAUCGACAUCAAGAAACACGACCAGCGGAUCAACUCAGGAAAGAUGGGCAUCGUCAACCCCAGUGGGACGGUCUUGAGAUUUGUCGACUUUGCUCCCGAGUUUGAAUCCAUGAUGCAUCGGACCAGGAGUUUGGACUAUGGGAUUGUGGUCGAAGGUUCCAUCGAGCUGAUCCUCGAUUCCGGCGAACGGCAGCUCCUGCAACGGGGCGAUGUCUGCGUGCAACGGGGCACCAACCACGCUUGGAGGAACCCAAGUAAGACUGACUGGACCAGGGUUGUCUACAUCUUGCAGGACUCACAGCCGGUUGAGGUGCAGGGUAAGCCUAUGAAGGAAUACCUAGGCCGAAGUGAAGGAGAGAUUCCUCCUAGCGGCAACGACAACUAG